UGUGUGUGUGUAAUCUGUGGGACACUUGUCUGUGGAUUCCUUUGAACUGGAGGAGGCAGGAGAAAUGUGUGUGUUCUUGUGUUGUUGAGAGCGACUGUGAAUGUUGGUGUGUGUUUGCAUUGAUCUGAAAUGGACCGUUGGAGCCUCAAGAGGUCUGUGACGGAGCGGGACUCAGAGCGGGGUGAAGCAGCACAUGCCAACGUCCCGUUGAGAUGUGUUUGAGAGGUCGUGCUGCCGCUGCUGAUGCUCUAAAGCGUCGAUCUGUAAAAUGAUUAAAUGUGUUUGUGCGUGAGACUCGCCGCUAGUUUCAGAACUCCAGUCCUGAGAGACGUGAAGAACGGCCUUGAGAGGAGCGGCGGGCAGAAGUGGAGACGGUAGCGGUUAUUGGGUGACUUCGGCCGUCGUGUUGAAGGGCACAAAUACCCGGUAUACGCCCCGUCCGCCAGCACUGCCGAUUAUAACCGUGAUUCACCGGGUUACCCCUCAUCUAAAGCACCGGGCAGCAGCUUUCCCACUUCUUUCUUUAUGCCAGACGGGCAUCACAGUACAGAUCCAUGGAGUUCGUCCGGCAGUAUGAAUCAACACGGUUACAACAGCAUGCUGGGAAACUCCACACACGGUGCGCAAAACAGCAGUUACUGUGGCAUUCACCCGCACGACAGACUUAGUUACCCAUCUCACUCGUCAGCUGAGAUUAAUCCCAGUCUUCCUCCCAUGUCCAGUUUCCAUCGCAGUGGUGGGACGAAUCAUUACAGCGCGGCAUCCUGCUCCGCCACGACUAACGGGACGGACAGCGUCAUGGCCAAUCGAGCGCCGAGCGGAGCAGCGAGCAGUUCGCAGACGGGAGACGCGUUAGGAAAAGCUCUGGCUUCAAUCUAUUCCCCCGACCACACCAAUAACAGCUUCUCAUCAAACCCCUCCACACCUGUGGGAUCCCCCCCCUCGCUCACAGCGGCUAGUUCGGCCGUUUGGUCGAGAAACGGUCAGGGAGCGUCAUCUCCGGGUUACGAGCCGCCGCCGCUGCACUCGCUGCAGAGUCGUAUCGAAGACAGGUUGGAGCGAUUGGACGACGCGAUUCACGUGUUGCGCAGUCAUGCUGUUGGUCCGUCCACAGCGAUGCCCGGCUCCCACGGCGACAUGCACGGACUGAUCACUCCCUCACACUCUCAGAACGGGGCGAUGAGCGGCUUGAGCAGUGGGUACAGCUCAGCACUGCUGCCCGGCAACAGACACUCACUCAUGGUGGGCGCUCAUCGGGAGGAUGGCGUUGGUUUAAGGAGCGGUCACUCCAUCGUGGCCAGUCAGGUUCCAGGAACGCAACUUCCCGCGCAGUCGUCCGCUUCCCCCGACCUGAGCCAGCCCGACCCGUACAGGGCUCUCUCGGCGGGUCUGCAGGGUCAGAGCAUCUCAUCCGUGAGUUCGGAGAUUAAAUCGGAAGAUGAAGGCGAUGAGAAUCUGCAGGACAGUAAAUCUCUGGACGCGAAGAAAGAGGACAUGGACAGCAAGGAUCUGAAAUCAUUAGAGAGGUCAAGAUCUAGUAACAAUGACGAUGAGGAUUUGACCCCGGAACAGAAGCUUGAGCGCGAGAAAGAGCGACGGAUGGCGAAUAAUGCUCGUGAGCGUCUGCGUGUCCGGGACAUCAACGAGGCAUUUAAGGAGCUCGGCCGCAUGGUGCAACUGCACCUGAAGAGCGACAAACCGCAGACCAAACUGCUGAUACUGCACCAGGCCGUCGCAGUCAUCCUGAGUCUGGAGCAACAGGUCAGAGAGCGGAACCUCAAUCCAAAAGCGGCGUGUUUGAAGAGACGGGAAGAGGAGAAGGUGUCGUCGGACGGCCCUGCGCUCUCAUUGGCUGGCGCCCACCAUGGCAUGGGCGAGGCGUCCAAUCCCAUGGGACAAAUGUCGAAGCUGCCAGAAUUCAUCAAAAUGAUGAGCGAUCACUUCCUUUGACAACGCCAUCUGUGCCCCUGAACGCCAGUCAAACAAUCAAUGAAUCAAUCAAACCUCCAUCCGAAUGACCAACCCCCUCCGUGUUCCUUUAAACGAACGUGGGACCGGCGUGCAUCUCUCCCUCUAAGCAUUCCCUGUUAAAAAAAACGAGACGUUUUGGCGUGCACGACGUAUUGGAAACGUGCCGACGGAACGGGGGGGGUUCUUCAAACAUAUCAUGAUGUUGUCACAACAGCGUUUGGAGGAGUUUAAUGGCAAUCUCGUCCACACCGUGGAACUUUUGGUGCCUCAUGGAAUUCCACACGGAAGUCUAAACGGAAGAAGAGAUUAUGACAUUUUGAAUCAGCCCGUAUAGAGAUCGGAUCGAGAGAGAGAGAGAGAGAGAGAGAGAGAGAGAGAGGCUUUUAGUCAACAACAGUAUUCAUAAGUUGGUCAAGCCUUUGCAAUAAUGAUUUUUGUGUUGUACCAUCCAGUCAAAUCUGUUGUGAAAACCAGCAGACAAUAAAAGUUUGAGGCCGUUCCUUCACCCGGGUAGAACAAGUCUGGGCUCGUCUAUGAACACCUGACUGUCAGUCAAGACCCUAAGGUCACUUAAUAGGGAGUGAGGUAGCCAGCACCCCUCAAGCUAACAUUCGGAAGCCCCAGCUGGUCUAUAUGUUUGUUUCCUGCCCAUCGGCUCUCCUAAACCCCUUCCACACCCUGACGAUGCAAUUUACACACAACUACAAACUACACUUCAACCGAUGUGCCUUUUAGAGCUCGUGUCAUCACAACAACCGAGGAGAACGUUAGCAGAACUUUCUAGGUUGCAAGCUUAGGAAAGUAGGGGUCUAUGCAGUCAGCCUUUUUAUGGCCUGGAAUUUAAAAAAACAACAAAAAAAAACAAGUAAAAAGGGAAAAAAAGUAUUUUUUUGGAUAAACUGUAUUUAAUGUACUGUAUGCCUAUAUGUAAUUAGAAGGUGUGUCCAGCCUCUCGUGGCCCCACCCAAAGCCCCGCCCACCUCUACAAGCCGCCACCUGUUAUGACCAUAGACUGUAAAAAAAGAUGGCCGACGCCCCUUCGCUCUUUUCCAUUGGUGAGAAUUGAAGCCGCCAGUGUCCCGAUAUGGCGCUGACAUCUUGGGACUUGAGUCUGCGCAGUUGCGAUUUCAGGACCAGACCUGCGCAGUAGUGAGCAGGAAGUAAAGCCACGAAAUCAAGGCCCCGCCCUCACUCUCGCCGAAUCAAUCGCAAGCACAAGCCCCUUUUGACUUUUGACUUAUGACGGUGUGAAAUAAUUAAUUAUAGAAAUGUAGAUAUUAAAUUUAAAGCUCCAAUCUCCUCAGUCCUCCGAAGAUCCCGAAAAAAAGUCAGUUGGUGCUUCAGUGACUACUUCGCUCAGAGAACUUGUCAAUCACAGCUGUCAAUCAUGAUGUCACAGCAGCGUUUUUAUAGCAUCAAAUAACUAAAAACAAACUUAUUUUGAAAACAAACACUUGAAAUGACAUCAACGUGAUAGAAACGACAGUAAAUGACAGAAACUAUCUUUGGAAAAAAGAUAUGUGAAGUGUAAUUUAAUUGUUUAGUUGGUCUCAUGUCCCGUUGAAUAACAUGGGGAGGCGGGGCUUAUGACCUAUACUAGGACCAGCCACCGGGGGGCGAUCGAGACGUUUUGGCUUCACUUUUGAGGGCUUGUGCGGCACACUUGGUAACAACGCGUUAUUGAGCAUUGUAUUAUAGCUAUCAGCUUUUCUGGCUUGUUGUUGAGCCGCUGUAGUCGUCAGUACAUAUGUGUGGUUAUACGUGUAAAAAACAAAAUGGCUUUUUCUCCUUUUAUUAUCUCUCUUAUUCUUUGUCUGUACUGGUUUCUCUGUCAAAAAAAAACCUACGGAAAAAAAUAACGAAGAAGCCGCACAAGGAUCAGCGGUGGUGUUAUCGACGCAAUCAACGAGAGGCACUGAAACUGGACACGCACACACAACAAAACAAAACAAAACAAAACAAAACAAAUGUCUAUUGUGAAAUGGACACUUAUAUAAAUGUAGAAAUAUAUACAGAAUAUAAAGAGAGUUGUCGAUCGCAUUCGAUCGAAAGUACGCGAGGAGUUUUCUUUCUUGCCGUGAGGCUUGAGCGGUGAUGUCAUAACGGCUCUCUUGACGUGACUAUGUUGUGACUGUUGUCAUGACGUCAUCACGAUUCUACGACCGUCGCCCACGGGACCGUCACCCGCUCUCGCCGGCAAGAGAAACACGGACAUUUGUAAAUUGUACGCAACCAAUGCAAACUCACCAUUAUUUUGAAACUGUGUAUGUAAAAGUUAUAUUUUUACAUGUAGGCUGUUGUUAUUUUGUGUUUAGAAAAUUGUAUCCGUUUAUCAUUUCUUCUUUGUUAUAUAAGGCGGGAAAAUAAUUGUGUGUUGAAACGUGUCACAUUAACAAUGUAGUGAGGUCAAAAGCAACGACGACAUUAAAAAAAAAGAUGAUUAUGUUUAUAUUUCUGGGAACGUUUUUUUCGUUUAUCAGAUGUGCGGAUGUGGGUGCGGGUGGGGGUCAAGGGUCAAAGCUUAUGGGAAUAUUCAUUUAAUCAUUGCAUUGUCAUUUUUAUUGUAUUUUUGUGUAAAUAGGAGUGACGGGAUGUUUUUACUGGCGUAUGCUAAUUACGUGGAUAAAUCCCAUGAUGCACCUGGGUGAAUACGUAAUUAACGUUAAUGUACGUCAACAAUCAGAUUUGCAUUUCGGCUAUCACGUUUGUAAAAAGACGAGUGACACUAGUUUGUCUGUGGAAGAACUGACGCAACUUAUUUAGUGGCGAUUUUUUCAAAACGACGGCAAAAUUGUGCCACGCAUUCGCCACGUGCUCUCAAAAUGGCAAUUUAUUUUAUUUUAUUUUUUUAUUUUUUAUUUUUUAUUUUUUUUUGGGUUGUUGCAGGUCCAAAUUGCUUUGUCAUAAAGCUUAUCAAAAACACUCCAAGUAUUUCAAAGUGUCGUGCAUCUGUACUUUUGCUUCACACAUGAUCGUGUUCUUGUCUUUCAGUAAAUUCGCAACAUCUGAAGUUGUAUUUUGCCAGUGCUAACGAUGUUUGACUAAUUCUCUCCUUGUGCCAUCAUGUUGUAGUAGCCGAUUUAAUUACGAUGAUUGCUGUGGAAAAAGAUGCUGUUUUCCUAUUGGUUGUUCAUAAUGUACAUACUUGUUAUUGCUUUAUUAUCUGAUUUUUAUUAUUAUUAUUAUUAUUUUUGAACUGUAAGCGAUCUCAUCGUCAGAAUUAAACCCUGGGCAGUGUUCUCGAAAACUCUCGAGGUUUGUGACAUAAAGAUUAUUUGACGCAAACUGAAAUGUUUACGUGGUUCUUUGCUAAUUUAUGAAAGUAUUCAUCAUGCACAAGAGGUUUGUUUGCUUGGGUGGUCUAGUGCAUUAUGUCAUCAGUUUGUUUGUUUUGGAGAACUAUAUUUUCUCUGUGGCACUCCAGUGUGAUUUUAAUAAAGAGAGACAUUCU
This is a messenger RNA of Xyrauchen texanus (razorback sucker), 5422 nucleotides long. RefSeq names its product transcription factor 4-like. The record is from RefSeq and is a predicted model, not a curated record. Bases 526 to 1950 code for a protein of 474 amino acids. The transcript is spliced from 13 exons. Gene Ontology annotation, cellular component: transcription regulator complex. NCBI's taxonomy places the organism in Eukaryota, Metazoa, Chordata, Actinopteri, Cypriniformes, Catostomidae. Gene Ontology annotation, molecular function: DNA-binding transcription factor activity, RNA polymerase II-specific; protein dimerization activity; RNA polymerase II cis-regulatory region sequence-specific DNA binding. Gene Ontology annotation, biological process: regulation of transcription by RNA polymerase II.